Anguilla rostrata (American eel) is the source of this 7347-nucleotide messenger RNA. RefSeq names its product low density lipoprotein receptor-related protein 8, apolipoprotein e receptor (gene lrp8). NCBI's taxonomy places the organism in Eukaryota, Metazoa, Chordata, Actinopteri, Anguilliformes, Anguillidae. The transcript has 19 exons. The record is from RefSeq and is a predicted model, not a curated record. Bases 117 to 3017 code for a protein of 966 amino acids. Gene Ontology annotation, cellular component: caveola; plasma membrane. Gene Ontology annotation, molecular function: protein binding; calcium ion binding. Gene Ontology annotation, biological process: ventral spinal cord development.
GUGAAGCAGGAGAGGGUACAGUGAGAGAGGUACAACAGUAGCACUGCUCGUGGAAGGGGAGUGAAGGGUGGCUUUGUUUGUUUUUUUUACAUGAACACAAUUCACUUCUAUAAGAGAUGUGGGCAGAAAUAGGGAAGAUAAUGCUGUUACAUUUGUUACUAAUGGAGCUACAUUCUUCAAAAGGGACACAAACGGAUUGUGAGAAUGGUCAGUUUCAAUGCAAAAACGGACGAUGUAUACCGUCCAUCUGGAGGUGUGACGAUGAUGAUGACUGCUCUGACAACAGUGACGAAGAAAACUGUCCAAAGAAGACGUGUGCCACGACGGACUUUGCCUGUAAGAACGGGCAGUGUGUGCCGGCUCGGUGGCGGUGUGACGGGGAGCCGGAGUGUCCUGAUGGCUCAGAUGAAGCAGACUCCACCUGCAGUCGGCAGACGUGCCCGCCCGAGAAGUUUGACUGCGGGGGCCACGCCAGUAAGUGUGUCUCGUUGUCAUGGCGAUGCGACGGCGAGAGGGACUGCGAGAACGGCGCGGACGAGGAGCAGUGUGCGGCAGACGGCAAGGCCUGCUCGGGCGGCGAGUUCCAGUGCCGCAACCGCAAGUGCAUCGCUCCCGUCUUCCUGUGCGACGGCGACGACGACUGCGGCGACGGCAGCGACGAGGAGAAGUGCCCGGCGCCCGCCUGCGGGCAGCACGAGUUCCGCUGCAACAACUCGGAGUGCAUCCCCCGCCCGUGGAGCUGCGACGGCGACGCCGACUGCGCCGACCGGUCGGACGAGACCGUGGAGCGCUGCGGCCGGCGCACCGAGCCGCAGAAGCCCGCCUGCCCCGGCGCCGAGUUCCAGUGCGGCAGCGGGGAGUGCGUCCACCUCAACUGGAGGUGCGACGGGGACGCCGACUGCAAGGACAAGUCCGACGAGGCCGGCUGCCCCCAGGUCACCUGCCGUCCGGAUGAGUUCCAGUGCGGCGAUGGCUCCUGUAUCCAUGGCACCAAGCAGUGCAACAAGGUGCACGACUGCCCGGACUACAGCGACGAGGCUGGGUGUGUUAAUGCCACCAAGUGCGAAGGCCCGCUGAAGUUCAUGUGUAAAAACGGCGAGUGCAUCGACAGCAGCAGGGUCUGUGACUCCCACAAAGACUGCAAGGACUGGUCCGACGAGCCCAUGAAGGAGUGCAGCCUGAACGAAUGCGCAGACAACAAUGGCGGCUGCUCCCACGUAUGCGUUGACAAGCGGAUUGGCUAUGAAUGCGAAUGCCCCUCCGGGUACAGGCUGCUGGACAGGAAGACGUGCGGAGACAUAGACGAAUGUGAGAACCCGGAUGCCUGCAGUCAAAUCUGCAUCAACUACAAAGGCGACUACAAGUGCGAGUGUUUCGAGGGCUACGAGAUGGACCCAGUUACCAAGACCUGCAAAGCAGUGGGGAAGAGCCCCUACCUUAUGUUCACCAACCGCCACGAGAUCCGGCGCAUCGACCUGCUCAAGAGGGACUACACCCAGGUGGUGCCCACCCUAAAGAACGCUGUGGCUCUGGAUGUGGACGUCACCACCAACAAGAUGUACUGGUGUGACCUCUACCACCGUAAAAUCUACAGCGCGUACAUCAACAAAGCCAGUGACUCCUCACAGCAGGUCACCCUGAUAGACUCCGCCCUGCAGUCCCCUGAGGGCCUGGCCAUGGACUGGGUCCAUAAGAACCUGUACUGGACCGACUCCGGAGAUAAGACCAUUUCUGUUGCCACCGGAGACGGAAAGAAGAGGAGGGUCCUGAUCGACACCGAUCUGAACGAGCCUCGAGCCAUCGCCGUUGACCCCAAGCAAGGGUUUAUGUACUGGUCCGACUGGGGAACCCGCGCCAAGAUCGAGAAGGCGGGCAUGAACGGCGUGGACCGGCAGGUUCUGGUGUCGGAGAGCAUCGAGUGGCCCAACGGGAUUAGCCUGGACUUAUCCAACAGACGGCUCUACUGGGUGGACUCCAAGCUGCACCUUAUAUCCAGCGUGGACCUCAACGGGGCCAACAGGAAGGUGCUCCUCUCCUCGUCCGACCAGCUGGGGCACCCCUUCGCCCUGACGGUGUUCGAGGACCGGGUCUACUGGACCGACCUGGAGAACGAGGCCAUCUACAGCGCCAACCGUCUGACGGGGCACGACGUCGCCACCCUGGCCGAGGACCUCAACAACCCGCUGGACGUGGUGGUGUUCCACGAGCUCCGGCAGCCCAAAGCUCCGAACAGCUGUAACGUGGGGAACGUGCCGAACGGGGGCUGCGAGUACCUGUGCCUGAAAGCGCCGCAGAUCACCGAGCACUCGCCCAAGUACACCUGCGCCUGCCCCGACGGCAUGGAGCUGGGCCCGGACAUGCGCCGCUGCGUGACGGCUCCACCACCUGUUAAACCUAAAAUGACGACAGCACAGCCCACAACUACCACCACCACUCCUUCAACAACAACGACUACAACAACCACAACGACAACAACAACUACUACUACCUCCACUAGUCCUACCACUACAACUACUAUCACAACCACCCCACCAGCCACUAUCACUGCCACCACCACCACACAAUCUACAACUAUGUCAACAAGGUCCACCCCCCCUGCUCCCCCCAGCACUGCAUCCAGACAGACGCCACCUUCGACGCCCCCGCCCCCCGUGCACGGGCCUCUCCCCACCAUCCAGACUAACAGCAUUGUGAGGGAGAACAGCAACCUGUCCCAUCGCUCUGGAAGCGAACGCUACCUUCUGGGGAACCACAUAACGGUAGCAGUACUGGGAAUCGUCAUCCCCAUAGUUCCUAUCAUUGCUACAGUGCUCAUCGGCCUGCUCUGCACCGGCGGCUACCUGGUCUGGCGCAACUGGCGGCGGAAGAACACCAAGAGCAUGAACUUCGACAACCCCGUGUACCGCAAGACCACCGAGGAGGAGGACGACGAGAUCCACAUCGGGCGGACGGAGCACAUCGGCCACGUGUACCCUGCACGCGUGGCGCUCAGUAUGGAGGACGACGGAUUCCCCUGAGGAGCGCGUUGUGGUCCCGACCCCUCCUUCCUGCUGUCAGGGGAGACCGGCUGAGAGAGCUGGGGGAUGCAUGCUCGCUCGUAGAGACCCCAUGAGGAGGGGGGGGGGGGUGUCCUCCACCCUCCUUAGGUUAAACAGCGGCCCACCACCUCCUUUAUAAACAAGCUGUUUUUACUUACCGUACUACCACCGCCUCUACUACUGUACUACCAACACGACUACUACUCCCGCUCCUACUCCCCGCUAGCAGUAGCCGAGAAAGCUGCUUAAUGGUGACUAACCUCAUUGCUCAUCAGUGCACAUGUACAUAGAGCCUGAAUUCCUCAAGUACCACUGCAGUACCUUGCGAGGGAUAUCGGCUGUGUUUGUUAUUUGUUUUUGCUUAUUUAUUGUGUUGUCGGUAGUGUAAAUACGAUCCGGGCCGUGCCACCGAUGUGCACGUGGCACCUUUAUGGGCACUGGAAGGUGGGGUGAGGGUGGGUAGUGCCGGAGGGCAGCGCUACAGGGGAGCAGCAGGGCCAAACUCUAGGGACAGGAUUAUGGGAACUCUGCUCUACUGGCAUCAGAGGAAUACAAUAGUUAAUGAUGAGGGUAUGUUUUUUUAUCCAGGAAGACCUGAAGCCUCUUUUGUAGUGUACUGAAUCCCACAGCCUGGUCUGCCUGAUUACUUAAAUUGCAGCACAAUGUCCACCCCACACACAAGACUGAGGAUAGCAGAUAGCAAAGAGACUUGGUGUCAUAUAUUGCUUGGUAAGGGACCGUAAGAGAAAUUGAAUGCUGUCAAGACAGCAAACUGGCUUUUUUGUCCACAUCUCGCUCUUGAAGUUCUAACGUGAGUAAACCUAACUGUGCAAGAUGGAGAUCUAAUGUAAUUUGAGAAUAAACUGAACGGAGAGCAGUCAAAAUCAUCAACUAUUGGGUGUGCGAGUGCAACAUGCUUCCAGCUAUUUUGGUUCUUAUUCAAUAAGCAAUUCUUGAUCCACGUUUUCCAGCUAACCCUGUUGUCUAGAUGUCUUCCAUCUUGACAGGAAUCGGGUGAAGCUUAGAAUAGAAAACAUUUUAUUAUGGUUGUGUUGUUUUGACUGAGGGAAGGUGCCGUACAGUAGUAGACAUUCAUUUUUACACAGAGAGCUGCUUUUCAACCAGCAUGGUUCUUGAAUACUUCUUAAGAGAACAAAGAGUCUUCCAUGCAUUUCGAGUCUCUGUUCCUGUGCUCUCCACAAAUCAGUCACAGGCCGGAUGAGAAUCCACAAUACAACGCUUUCUCGUUUAAGCAGUUUUGUUACAUGAGGAAAGAAGAAUAUUUAUUUUUAUGGUUGUACAAUUUCAUCUUUGUAUUUGUAAGUACAGUGCAUAUAUAUUUCUACAUGUUGUAGCAAAUGUACUUUUUCUUGUCUACUGAAGGUGGCAGAGAUAGAAAACGAUAGUUUCCUGGUUUUUGUACUUGAACCCUAGCAGUCACAGUCCUUCAGCCCCCGGAGCCCGCAGCUCAGAAAGGCUCAUGGGUAAAUUCUGAUGUGAGCGGCAGAGGAAGCACAGCUCUGUUUUAUCAUCCUUCUGUUACUGUGGCCUGCAGCUAAAUGUUGAGUAGAUUGAUCUUUCAGUUUUUGUUGUUGUUUUUUGCUUAUACUUAAUGAAUCUACUUAUUCUUAACCUACUUAUUCUCAGAGGAAUGUGUGUAUAUAAAUAUAUAUAUUUACAGAAAACGCACACAUACAUACACACACACAGAAAUACUGUUGUUAUGGUACAGUAUAUGGUACGUGGUGCUGAAUUGCCCAGCAGCUGAUUAGUUGAUGCAUUGCUACCAUUGAUUAAGGCUUUCCUCUCUCGGUUGGAAGUGUCUGCUUGCUGGUGAUGCCAGGGCUUGUCAUAUGGGGGGGGGUGUCUGCUUUGGUAAGUCUGGAUUUGUAUGGGCAGAUCCAAUCACAGCACACAGCCCUCACAUGGAAAGUGGUUAAUUUUCUCAGAGCUUACAGACUUUCCCCCUUAAUUUGAUCUGCUUAAUGUGUGUGCAGUUGAGCUGUCUUUCCAUUCACUCCUGCGCCUGCCGUCUGUCCAGACCCUCCUCGGGACCCCCCUUUGGCUGCAGUGCUGGCGCACCACCGCGUGUGGUGGCCUGGAGGUCCUGCUGGCUUUCAGCUGUAAGCAGUAGUGAUUAAGCCUGCUAGCGAGAGGGUAACAUCUGGACAUGUGAUUGCCUGCCCUGCUUAACCUGUCAGAGUGCUCUGUUUGUGGGGGGAUCUUCUGUCUGGCACACCUUCCCCAGCCUUAGGCUCUGUGACGCACUGUGUACAGUGACGUACACAGGUGGCUCCUCUUCUGAGACUCCAAACAUAACCCCAGUGUCAGAUGUUCCAUUUGUUUUUCACUGCAGUGGCUGAUUGGGGUUAGGGGAAUGGGGCACUUAAUUUUUCUGUUGUUGAUGCAUGACUGUGGGCCGCACUUAAUUAGGCCUUAAUUUCUGGCCUGAUACAAAUUCUCUGAGGCAGCUGAUGACCUGCAGUGGAGGUCCUUUCUUUUCCUGGUCUUGGUUCAACAGGGAGACAGCACUCCACAAGCCACAGGGUCAGACUUCUUCAGUCCAGAAAAAAAAAAAAUCUGAAUUUGUCUUUUUGGCCAGUAUUCCUCACACAGGGUAUCGUGAGUCCCACAAGUCACCAUACAAUAGUGCUUUAGUAACACAACUGUUCAAAUCUGUGCUUGGUUUUUACGCGUCCGUUCUUCGACUUGUUGUGCGCAUGAAACGAUCAGCUCAUUACCGGCUAGUUCUCCUGGACAGGAGUCUGUAGACCUGCGUAUGCUCCUUUAUUUGUGUGGUAGGGGGCGGAUAAAUGUAGUGGCUUGGUAACAGUGGCAUGCCAUGAGAACGCCCAAGGCCAUAGUGGAUGCGCUUGACUGAUUUGAAGAGCAGUUUAUAAUGAAACACUUAAUGUGUGUUUUUUUUUUUUUUUACUGCGUACAUCAUUAUAGUGACAUCAUAAACAGAAGGAGCCUUGAAUGGUUCUUCAGUCACAGAAGGCUUUGGGCAUGUUUCUCAGUCCAUGGCCACUGCUACGCCAACCUACCAUAGACAUCUAGCCACUAACCAUCCUUUCGAUCUCUUAUUCUAUGCAUUAUAAAUGGUGAUUCUUGCUCAAAUUGAAUAGGAAUUCAUCAGUGCUGCUCCAUCAUCCUCCAUUGCGACUAACCGUAGAUCUUCGUGCUUCACCAUGCUUUAAUUCCCAUCGCUGUGCACACUUUUGUUUUGAAAGGGCUAUCUUUUCAAACGGCUAACACUCAAACAACAGGAGGACAAAAAGAAACCUGCGUGACCUUUUUUCCCCCUGCAGAGUUGUGGUUGUCUCUUCUCCUGCUGUGAAAGACCCAGUGUUUUACUGUGAAAGGACCCUUGUGAUUAUACAUGACCGUAUCUGUUUUUGUCCAGUGAUUUUCUAGCUGGUUGUCCUGGUUUUGUGACUGUCACCCUCCUCCAUAUCUAGUUCAUAUUAAUUGAUGUGUAUUACUUGAAAACAAGGAUCAGGCUCCUCUUUUGUACCUGUCAAUGUAAAUGGGAUUUAGGGAGGGUUACUAGGGUGGGUCAACUACUAAAGGGGUUGGGGUUUGAUCAUUUUCACAAGGAAGGAUCAAGUAUUUUGGAUUACGUUCAUUCCACAGCCAUACUGAAAACAUUUUGUAUGCCGUUUGUUGCACAAACUUUUCAAAAUGCCUUCUGCACUGUGUAAAUGAGAACUUGGAAGGGGAAGAGGGUGAUUGUUGCAGUCAAAUAGUUUGGUUUUGAAUCAUGAUUUGUAAAUAUGUUUUCAUACUGGAAAACUUUUGAUAAUGUUUUAAACAUUUCUGUAAAAACGAUGUGUAUAUAAGUCUCCAGAAAAGAGUGUAGACCAUAUAUGAAUUUAUUUGUACACAAAAGCACUGGAUUUCUUUACUACUUGAUUGUAACUAAAAUUAAUAAUCUGCCAAAGUGUUUUUAUUCUUUUUUCUGUAAGGUAUAAUUUUGUUUUGCUUUUUAACAGUCAAAUGUUGCAGAAGGUAGGGUUGUCAUAAUGUAUUUUAUUGUUUAAUAGAUUUGGUUGUUUUUAAAGAGGGGUUAUCAUUUAAUUUAUUGGUGCCUUGUUUGUGUUAAUGUACAUUUUCCUGUAUUUGUUUUUUGGUGUAUGUGUCUGUAGGUGGGUUGGGAAAAGGGAGGGGAAUUAUACUUAGCAACUUCUGUACUUACAUUGAAUAUCUGUACUGUAUGCCAAAAUGGUCACACUCACGUUUCUAUCAAAUCAAGCUGUUCAUAAAUAUCUCUAUAUAUUGAUAUAUUAAAUUUGUAAAAAUCACAUAA